Messenger RNA from Microcebus murinus (gray mouse lemur), 1342 nucleotides. RefSeq names its product mitochondrial ribosomal protein S7 (gene MRPS7). NCBI's taxonomy places the organism in Eukaryota, Metazoa, Chordata, Mammalia, Primates, Cheirogaleidae. The record is from RefSeq and is a predicted model, not a curated record. Gene Ontology annotation, biological process: translation.
AAAAAUGAGUGCCGCCACCGAGGGUUGCGCCAGACUGUGACGGAUAUUGAGAGGGCAGGUAGUUCCUUUGGCUCGUCUUUGGACCCCUAAGUGAAAGACUCUAACGCCCAGAUCAAAGGGGUGAAACUCAAAUUUAGGACCCUGUGGAUUCUUUAACGCGUCAUUUGCUCAGGCGCGCCGCGGGCAGUCCUGGUGGGGGUCCUCGCGGCCUGCCAAGAUGGCUGCCUCCGCUGUGAAGGGUGUUCGAGGGUGGUCGAGCCUGCCGCUGGUCGCGCGUCGUGCUGUCUUGCGGCUUCCAGGGGUAACCCAGGUGCGGUGGAGCCGCUAUGGUCCUGAAUAUAGGGAUCCCAAGAUUGACAAGGAAUAUUACCACAAGCCUGUGGCCGAGCUAACUGAGGAGGAGAAGUAUGAUCAGGAACUCAAGAAGACCCAGCUCAUCAAAGCUGCUCCAGCGAUGAAAACAAGCUCUGUUUUUGAAGACCCAGUGAUCAGUAAAUUCACCAACAUGAUGAUGAAAGGAGGAAACAAAGUACUGGCCAGAUCCCUCAUGACACAGACCCUGGAAGCUGUGAAAAGGAAGCAGUUUGAGAAGUACCAUGCUGCUUCUGCAGAGGAACAGGCAACCAUCGAACGCAACCCCUACACCAUCUUCCACCAAGCACUGAAAAACUGUGAGCCUGUGAUUGGGCUAGUACCUAUCCUCAAGGGUGGCCACUUCUACCAGGUCCCUGUGCCCCUAGCUGACCGACGUCGCCGCUUCUUGGCCAUGAAGUGGAUGAUCACUGAGUGCCGGGAAAAUAAGCACCGGCGAACACUGAUGCCCGAGAAGCUGUCACACGAGCUGCUGGAGGCUUUUCACAACCAGGGCCCUGUGGUCAAGAAGAAGCAGGACAUGCACAAGAUGGCAGAGGCCAAUCGUGCCCUGGCCCACUACCGCUGGUGGUAGCGGUUCUAGGCGAAACCCAGGGCCCUCUGCUGCAAGAAAGUGUGAGCCACUGCCACACUGAAAAAUGCCUGUGGGUUAAGGACAUAGUUCGUUUUUAAGGGUGGGCAGGCCUUACAGGGAGGAUGGAGCAGCAUGUUUACUGCCCAUUAAUCCUUUCUUUGAGGCUAGAACUUGCUCUACCUGCCCCAUACCUUGUUAAGAUGGAACAUACCAAUUUGAGGAUUCCUCCAAAAAACUCAGGGCCCAGUCUUUUCCCUCAGCUUGAGGUGGACCUUUGGAUGAUAUAAAAGGAAGCAGUUUUAGUAUCAGCAAAGAUUUAUUAGAAAGUUCUCAAGCUGACCUGCCAUAGCAUGUGACGACGGUACUACCGUUCAUUAAAACUGAGUGGAGGACAUA